Tribolium madens (black flour beetle) is the source of this 913-nucleotide messenger RNA. RefSeq lists its product as uncharacterized. The transcript has 3 exons. Lineage: Eukaryota; Metazoa; Arthropoda; Insecta; Coleoptera; Tenebrionidae. The record is from RefSeq and is a predicted model, not a curated record. Bases 92 to 769 code for a protein of 225 amino acids.
ACUACAGUUUCCUGUAAUCGUGAACUGUCAAUUUUGACCUGUCAAGAUUUGUUAUUAGUUUUCAAAUUUUGGUUAUUUGGGGGUCCCCGCGAUGGAUUUAAUCGACUCGGACGAGGAGCCACUAUUAGAAGUAACCCGAAUAACAGUUUUGACCGAUAAAAAACAGAUUCAAGCAAACGAGGUUAGGAAGAAACCAACAAGUUCCACAUACAAAAAAGUCUGUUAUGUCCCGUUAUGCCCCAACUCGUCGCACGCCACCCCUGAAAAGAUGUUCAUAACGAUCCCUGUGAACCCCACAAGACGGAAAAAAUGGCUCCAAGUCGUCGGUAAACCCAGCACGAAAAACCCCAAAUCCCCUAUGUUCUGCUGCGAGGACCAUUUUAACUUGAAGAAAGACAUGCGCAACUACGGCGAGCACGCGAAAAAGGGCCGAAUCCAGAUGCUGUUGCACCAAUCAGUGGUCCCCCAUACCUUCCUCUGUAACGACUACGGACACUUAAAGCGCGCGGAGCGGAUCCAAGUCUUGCGACAGUUGCACAAAGAACGCAACGCGAAACUCGAGGAAGAGACCGAGGAGGUGCAAAUAAGCAAACUAACAGCACGCCAAACUAUGUUGCAAGAAGCCAAAAAGAGGAAAACUGAGGUCAACAAAACCGUUUUUAUUGAAGUGCCAGGGUUCGAGUUUGAUGACCCCCCUGAUUAUUCCGUGGUUAAGGAAGAUGGCGUUGACACAAUUGUUAUCGACGACUCGGACUUGGAGGAGGACUAAAAAAGAGCUUGCUGGUAUUUAUUUAUUAGCACAAUUCAGAUUUUUAUAUUACCGAUAAUGUUUGCAAAUUAAUUAAGAGAUAAUUAUGACGCUGAAGAUUAAUCACUAGUGUGGACUUUGUAAAAAUAAAUCGUUUUAUUUUAA